AUGGCGCUAGAUGGUGUACCGGCAAAAAUCAUCGCCAUGAUCAAGGCCUACUAUCGCUCCACUACUGCGAGAGUCCUGGUCCGUAAAAAUCUUUCCCAACCGUUCGCUAUUCGGUCUGGCGUCCGACAGGGUUGUAUCCUGAAGAAGGAGACACGAUCGCCGGGACAAGAGCUUUAUUAGCCUGACGUUUCGGAUUCCUACUCGAAUCCAUCAACAGGGACAAAAGAGCAGAAACGGGUGGUUGUUGUACAAGGGGCUGCGGUAUUUAUAGGAUGCAACAACCACCCGUUUCUGCUCUUUUGUCUCUGAUGAUGGAUUCGAGUAGGAAUCCGAAACGUCAGGCUAAUAAAGCUCUUGUCCCGGCGAUCGUGUCUCCUUCUUCAAGACUACUUCCUGGGACUCGGCUCUUCGCUUCUAUUGGCAGGGUUGUAUCCUGUCAGCCAUACUGUUCAACUACGCGAUUGACUGGAUCCUCGGGAGGUCCCAACGCGACAGUGACGGCGUUGAAUUUGCACCCGGACAUCGACUGACUGAUCUCGACUAUGCCGAUGAUAUCGUCUUACUUGCUUCAAGUUUUGGUGAUCUGCAGUCGAUGGUGUCACGGGUGAACGAGAACGCUAAAUCAGUCGGUUUGUCCAUAAACGCUGGGAAGACCAAAGUAUUCUCAAGCUGCAUCCCUGACCAGGAGAAGGCACCCCUGGGGAUUGAUGGCUGUCAACUUGAAGAAGUGGACAGUUUCAAAUACCUCGGGGCGAGGCUGCUGCCUAAUCGACAGAGCAUUGACGACAUUGUCUCCCGAAUCGACGCUGCCCGCUGGGUUUUUUCAAGCCAUCGGAAAUGCCUGUGGAACCGACGUGACCUCUCCAUCGCCACUAAGAUUCGCGUGUACAGUGCAUCUGUCCGGUCUGUCCUUUUCUACGGUUGUGAAUGCUGGACUUUGCGCGUGGAGGAUGAGCGAAAAGUGGAGGUAUUUAACCACCACUGCUUGCGGACCAUCCUUCGAGUGAAGUUCACCGACUUCGUCUCAAAUGAGACAGUCCGCGCUCGCUGCGACAACUUCGCAAGGAUAACUCAAGCCAUCCAGGAAAGACGACUGAGGUGGUUCGGACAUGUUCUUCGUCGUCCACCUCAGGAGCUCAGUGUUACUGCCCUCGAUCCGGCACCGUUGCCCCAUUGGAGGCGUCGAAUAGGGGGUCAGGUCAAAACCUGGCUGGACACUGUCCGUCAAGACAUGGAGGUGGUUCUUGGACCUUCGGUAUUCGGUCUCCGUCGUUGGCGAAGGGAAUGGGUUGAGCUGUCCAGAUCUGCUGCUGCAGAUCGUCACGCGUGGAGAGGUACAGUUCGGGACAUCAUCGAGGCCGGCUAG
Messenger RNA from Spirometra erinaceieuropaei, 1366 nucleotides. The record is from the annotation of a GenBank genome assembly. Lineage: Eukaryota; Metazoa; Platyhelminthes; Cestoda; Diphyllobothriidea; Diphyllobothriidae.